Molecule: messenger RNA, 826 nt
Organism: Micropterus salmoides (largemouth bass)
Lineage: Eukaryota; Metazoa; Chordata; Actinopteri; Centrarchiformes; Centrarchidae
Product: sulfotransferase 6B1-like
Exons: 4
Coding region: 200-811 (203 amino acids)
Biological process (GO): sulfation
Cellular component (GO): cytoplasm
Molecular function (GO): sulfotransferase activity
Source: RefSeq, a predicted model, not a curated record
CACCCUUUUUCUCUCAACGCUGCUCGCUCACUUGCAGGACAGCAGCGGAUGGACGAUCAGCUGCACAGAAAGCAAGCUGCUGCCGCUUCUCUUUGUUCUGUUUACUUUGAUCGUCGUUACUCUUGAAUUGCUGUUUUUCACUUCCUGUCAAAAGAAGUCUGAGUUUCUGAUCUUCGCAGUGACACUCUAGUGAAACAACAUGAGCACUAACCUAAUGGCUUCCUUGCAGUCCAGGAUUCAGAUGGCAAAGGAAGUCAAUGACGAGGACAAGUUGUACAGAUACAACGGGGUGCUGUACCCGUGCCUCAUGUGCCCUGAGGAUAAUUUAAAGGCUCUGGAGAACCUCAAGGCCAGAGAGGAUGACAUCAUGCUGGUGGCGUAUCCCAAAUGUGGUUUUAACUGGAUGGUCGGGGUGUUGAAGAAGAUCAUUGCAGAGGCCACAGGGGUAAACACGGAGUACAAGGGGCCGCCGCUGAUCGAGUUUCUUGGACCAGAAGCCUUAAAGGCCAAGGAGGAGACUCCCUCUCCGAGGUUUCUGGGGACUCACAUGCACCCUGACAACAUCCCCGCUUCCUUCUAUGCAAAGAAAACUAAAAUGCUGGUGAUCUUCAGGAACCCUAAAGACACCCUGGUCUCCUUCUACCACUUCUCCAACAACAACCCUGUCCUCCCAGCACAGUCCUGGGAAUCCUUCUUCUCCGACUUCCUGAGUGGAAACGGUGAGAAAACACACUUGCCGCCUUCACGAGCAAAAGACAUGAAGCAUGUAAUAGUCGGUGCUUAUUUUGUGAUCCAGUCUAUUUGUUAUUAAUUGGAUCUCAUAUGA